This is a messenger RNA of Hypomesus transpacificus, 3006 nucleotides long. RefSeq names its product starmaker (gene stm). The record is from RefSeq and is a predicted model, not a curated record. NCBI's taxonomy places the organism in Eukaryota, Metazoa, Chordata, Actinopteri, Osmeriformes, Osmeridae. The coding region runs from base 190 to 2295 and encodes 701 amino acids. The transcript is spliced from 22 exons.
CGAGGCCAGCUUGGGGCCCGCUAUGAAGGCAAAGAUCAAAUGCUGAUCUUUAUCUAAAUCUCUGGUUCGGGGAUCUCCCACUGAAACGGGUCAGUGGGUUUAAGCUAUCAAGUUCUGGCAAACAGCCUGACUUCAGACCCACAGGACACCAGACAGACUGAGUGUCACCGCGCUUCAUAACCUGACACAAUGCUGUCACGAACUGUGUUUUUACCCCUGCUCUGGGCAUUUGUUACUGUGUCCUUCACCUUCCCCAUCACUGGUGAAAAAGACAACGACGAGAGAGCUGCAGCCUUGCUGGAGUACCUGAAUGGUCCUGUUGAUAGUGCAAACCCAACUGGCCUUGCAGCAGGAGGAAAUGCUGAAGGACCAACUGGUGGAGAUGACUUUGCAGACCAGGGGACAGACCCCAUCAGCCUGGGUAUAUCCACAGACACCAAUAAUGGAGAAAGCAUGGAGAUGACCGGUCUGCCAGACCUUCUAGAUGCUGCAGAUUCAGCUGAUGCAGAUGGGAUGCCACUGGAAAUGGAUAUUACAGAUCCAGCUGCCAGUGACAGUGUUGAAGAUGAAGAUGCCGCUGAAACAGACUCGGAUGAUUCGUCUGAGGAGUCAGAGGUUGAGGAGGACGCUGAUUCACAAGGGAAAGAUGCAGACAGCGACAAGGACUUAGAGAUGGACCCAGAUGAUGCAGACAUGGAGACAGAUAACAGCGACAGUGACCAGGAAAUUGAGGCAGAUCAAGACACAGACAGUGACAAGGCCCUGGAAGCCGCGGUGGCGAGUGACAGCCAGCAGGACUCUGAGGAUGACAGUGAGAGCGAAGCAGACAGCCCGGAACAGGAAGCGGAGACGGACGAGGGGAGCAAAGACAGCGAUGAAAACCAAGAUGCGGCUGAGCAGGAUGACACAGCGGAUAGAGAUAGUGUUAAGGAUGAGGUGAGGGAGCAGGUGGAGGCAGGGGGAGAUGAAGGGCAACAGGCCGAGUCUGCGGAGAGCCUAGAGGAGGGUGGUCCCGUGGUCGCCCAAGUCCCAGAGGUGGAGCCAAGUAAACAAGGAGACAAGAAUGUGUCCUCGGCAGACUCCUCCGAGAGCAAGGAGGACAGCAAGGAUGACAGCAAGGAUGACAGCAUGGAUGACAGCAAGGAUGACAGCAAGGAUGUCAGCAUGGAUGACAGCAAGGAGGACAGCAAGGAUGACAGCAUGGAUGAGAGCGAAGUUGCUGUUGAAGCUCAGAGUGAUUCUAGUGAAGAGAGUGAUGUCCCAGACCAGAACCAGGACCAGGACAGCAAUGACAGUCAGGAGAGUGAUGUCCCAGACCAGAAACAGGACCAGGACAACAAUGACAGUCAGGAGAGUGAUGUCCCAGACCAGAAACAGGACCAGGACAACAAUGACAGUCAGGAGAGUGAUGUCCCAGACCAGAACCAGGACCAAGACAGCAAUGACAGUCAGGAGAGUGAUGUCCCAGACCAGAAACAGGACCAGGACAGCAAUGACAGUCAGGAGAGUGAUGUCCCAGACCAGGACCAGGACAGCAAUGACAGUCAGGAGAGUGAUGUCCCAGACCAGAACCAGGACCAGGAAAGCAAUGACAGUCAGGAGAGUGAUGUCCCAGACCAGAACCAGGACCAGGACAGUAAUGACAGUCAGGAGACUGAUGUCCCAGACCAGAACCAGGACCAGGACAGCAAUGAAAGUCCAGAGAGUGAUGUCCCAGACCAGAACCAGGACCAGGACAGCAAUGAAAGUCCAGAGAGUGAUGUCCCAGACCAGAACCAGGACCAGGACAGCAAUGACAGUCAGGAGAGUGAUGUCCCAGACCAGGACCAGGACAGCAAUGACAGUCAAGACCAAGAUGUCCCAGACCAAGACCAGGACAGCAAUUCACAAUCAGAGGAUACCAGUGUAGACAAGCUGUCUGAAGAGACGGACACUGACGACGCCAACGAGAAGGAAGACAGUUUGGCAUCUGACCCUGAACUUGAAGCAGACCUGGAGCCAGCAGAGGACGCAGACUCAAACGCAGAUGAAGAUGACCACCUUGAGGAGACUGCUCCAGAUUCAGACGAGACGGUGAAGUCAGACGAUCUGGAUGACACAGACAUGGUGUCUGAUGAGUUGGUUCAGUCAGAUGAGCAGGAGGAGCUGGACAUGUUAUCUGAUGAGCUCUCAGUCACACCUGAUCCACUGGACCCACUUGACCAGCUGGACCAACUGGACCAACUGGACCAUUCAGAUGAUAUGGUUCAGGGCGCAAAGCAGGGCUCUGAUGCUGCCAUGUUGACCCAGUCUUAGCGCUAUGGAAGGAAUCCACUGGGAUAUCAGUUUUCAAUAGAGCCAUCACGGUGAUGCCCAUCGAGGAAGACCCUGUCCCGCAGCCAAAGUAACAAAUCGCAUCAAAAUGUCACAUGUCAUGUUUCCUAACCCUGCAUUUCCUUGAAGGUUGAGGGUGUCUGUCUAGGGCUGUGGGGCUCAGAUUAAAUUAUUUCCUCUAUUUGAUGUAAAUUAAUUUCUACCCACUUGUUUCUCAAGGCUAGUUUAAUGUUUGACGAUGUAGAAUAUGUCGGUUAUCCAUAUUGCUCAUCUCGUCAGCCGUGUUCUGAUGUCCUGCUUGUCAGCUUUGCGUUGAUCAUCACAUACUGUUAGCUUUGCAAAAGUCUUGAAGGUUUUUGGUUUCAACUGUCUCUUUUGCUGUUGUGUGACAUAGUACUUUUUCUGUUCUUAGCUUUGUCCUUUUAACAGCUGCUACCCUGACUAUAACUCCACUGACUCUCAGAUCAUCAUUGGUUAAGUUAUGAUAAACAUAAUAAGAUGUACAUACAUUACAUUCUAGGCUAUGACAAUUCUCCUGCCUGUCUUGGACUUACAAACAGAAAUUUAUAGAAAAAAUAAAGAUUGCAUUUGGUGGAUCAAAGGUGAAAUAACAAUUGCAUGAACAUAAUGCUAAAACACUUUAUUUUCAAUGUACGCUUUAAAACACAAUAAAGAUUUGAGUUGUCAGAUUAA